UGGCCGGCGCUACUCUUGUAGUCUGGCUACCAAGUACCUACUUCAAACCGUUGUUCAGUUUUUACCACUAUGAUUUCUCCUGUUGAUAGGUCACGUUUCUUUUAGCGGCUGGCCAGUCUGUUUUUUACCUACCACACGUGGUUUUCUUUUCCCUCUUUGACUAAUUGCACAUGCUGCCCUCUGUUGUUUAAGAUUGCGCUGCACGUACUCCGGGUGUCUUGGCACCGGAAGCGAACUUUUCAACCCAAGUUCUACUAACACGGUCUCCUAAAGAGUGAAAACUACAUCAACUCUCAUCGUUGAUACCGAUUUUACGUCUUGUUUCUUUUGAUAUCCUACUUGGAAUCGAAGUUUCCAAGUCAUUUUUCUUUUCUUAGCCAUGGCUCCUGUCGCCCAAAGCGACAUUGACAUGGACAGCCAUACUUCGGACAUGGCCAGCCACGACUCGCAGCUGCGCCGACAAUUCUCCGAGCCACUCCAUACUCAUUCUACAUCUACUCACUCGCCAUCCCCUUCACCCAUGACCACUCCCAGAGCUAAGUGCGCAUGGUGUGGGAAAUUCUUCGAGUCCUCGGAUGACGAUCCGUAUUCUCAAAAUGAGGCUCUCGAAGAACACAUUGCCACAAUGCACCCGCACAUUGCCAAGUUCUCUUUGUAUGAUGGCGUCGCCGAUGAAGAGAAAGAAGAGGCAUAUGACGUCGAUGAACAGCCUGAGGAUGGCACUGUACCUACAGCCCCAGUGUCUGAAGCAGAUGAGGCCCCAGAGACCGAAGAAGAUGGUCUAAUGGAAGCCGCUGAUGAUGAUGAUGAUGACGGUGUUCAUGAAGGUGCUGAAGCCCUGGAAGGUUACGAUAACGAAAAUGACCAGAACGACCUUGAUGGCCCUGAAGCUGAAGGUGAUGGAGAAGGUCAUGAAGGCGAGUCAGAUCUUGCUCUUUUCAAUCAACUUCACGAGUUUUCUCGCCAAGAGGACUCGGUGUCCUUAGACAAACGUAUUCAUAACCUUUGGAACCUCCAUGAAAUCAGCAAAUUCUCCGGAGGUUUUGACGAGACGUCGGCCAACAUCCGUGGGACCUGGAUGAAGGUCUUCGAUGACCCCAAACGUGUCAAGAAACGUGAUACAUCUGAAAUGCUCGUGCGCCCAGAACCUUACAAAAAUUCAAAGAGUUCCAGAGGAGAAUUCCUUGAGAUCUCGCCUCUGGAAGAUUUCUUGGUCCAACUCCGUGAUCCUGAACUGCGCUCAAGCGAUGAACUCUAUGCUAUAACCGAAAACAUUGCCAGUGUCCUGAAGGUAUGGCAAGACGAGUACUUGGCCAUCGAAAAGCUCUGCAAACAUGCAACCCGGCAAAAUGUAAAGCCAACCAGCGACCCACGGAAGCUCGAUAGACCCGAGGUCUAUGAGGACAAGAAAGAGGCAAUGCUCUACGGUUACAAGCAUGAAACAAAAGAAGAUAAAGUUCGCAACCAGAACCCCUUCGUCCAAGGUGGUUUCAAGCCUACGCCGGCUCAAUUCAGAAAGAUGACUGCCAAAGCUGGCCCAAACAAUCCUAACCCUGACGGCUGGCCAACAAUUAUGAAAUUCGGCGUUGAGCAUGUUCCCAAAUUCCAGAACCCUCCGCGAGAAGAGUUCGUCGGUAAGGCAACUCGCAAGCGCAAGGCUGCAGAGUUGGAAGCGGCCAACAAAGCCAAUGAGACCGACGAGGCACUAAACGGGACACCGGCACCCAUGGAGGAAGAGUCAUUUGUCAAGCGGCGCACUCGCACCCGUCGUGCUGGGGAGCUGGAUACUCAACCCGCAGGCUCUCCGGCCCCCUCACGAGGCUCAGUUCGUGGCCGGGGCCGGGGCCGCGGGCGGGGAGCUGCGCGAGGAAUGUCUCGUGCGGGCUCUGAGGCUCCACAGCCCGUGGCGCCAGUGGCGCCAGCUCGGUCAGUUGGACGUGGCCACGGCCGUGAGGUUGCAGCGUCCGCUGGGCCGUUACAAUCACGUCCUGCAACGGCUCAGUUGGCGCCAAUCGAACCGGCGCCCAGCGGAGAUUCAGCAACUGCGACUCCCCCCAGCACUCAGGCAGGCGUUGCCCAGGAUGAAUUACUCGACCCAGCUGAGAAGGCUCGCCGCGAAAAGAUCGCCAACUCCAAGAAUCCAAAGCGGACAGAGGCCAUGCUCAACCACUGGGCUCGGUUCAACCGGGAGGGCCGGACCCGUAACCCGAAACGAUCCAAAGCCCAGAUUGAGGCUGAUCGGGCGGCUGAAGCUGCCAGAAAGGCAGCCGAGCCUCCAAAGACCGUAGGUAAAAAGAAGAAAUCGGACAGCCCAGUUUUUGGGGGGGCCACGAGAGCCGACGCAGGUCUUGCUCCAGCACCAACAAUGCCUGGGCCGGGUUCGCUGGCGCCCGGCCCUCCUGGUCCACACCCCCAGCUGGCACCAAUGCCUCCAGCACGGGGCUCAAUGGCGCCGUAUGCACCCAUCGAUCCCCGGGCUGUAGCGCCCUUCCCUCCAGCCCCCCAUGGCCCUCACGGUCUCCAGCCGCCGCCGCCCCAACCCUAUCACACCCCAUACCCCGAGCUUUACUUCCCGUAUGGAGCGGCAGCUGCUGGACUACCUCCCCCAGGUCACACACGGCCUGCAUGAGGUUGCCUGCCUUCUCUCUUCUUUUAACCUAUUUCUACAUUUGUACAGUUUUGAAUAAUUUCCUUUUUGGAUGGAGAGAUAUGGGCAAUGUACACUUUGGAUUUCUGUCAAUAUGUAUUACCACCCCAUGACUCGAGCAUCAGGCUUUAGCUUCUGAGCAACCAUGUCUUAAUUUUACUGCUUUUGUUUCGCGGGUUGCAUUGUCUUUUUGCUUAGCGUGUUGGGCGAGCAAUCGGCGCAGGGAAUUGGCUUGAGUUCUUUUUUGUAUAAUUUUGCGAUAUUGGCUCGUUGUCGCCAGACAGCAUUCGCCGGGUGACGGGUGGUACUUGUACGCUUACUUGUUUUUAUUUGGAGGAAAACUCGGUACUAUUCCUGGAUGAUAUGGGAUCAAUGUCAAUGGAGAAGGAGAAGAAACUGAAUGGGGUUCAUGUUGCUAUGGG
Messenger RNA from Aspergillus pseudotamarii, 3069 nucleotides. RefSeq lists its product as uncharacterized. Bases 380 to 2629 code for a protein of 749 amino acids. The transcript has a single exon. NCBI's taxonomy places the organism in Eukaryota, Fungi, Ascomycota, Eurotiomycetes, Eurotiales, Aspergillaceae. The record is from RefSeq and is a predicted model, not a curated record.